Messenger RNA from Parnassius mnemosyne (clouded apollo), 1050 nucleotides. Lineage: Eukaryota; Metazoa; Arthropoda; Insecta; Lepidoptera; Papilionidae. The record is from the annotation of a GenBank genome assembly.
AUGCUUAUUUCAAAAUUAAAAACGUUGAAAAUUUUAUUUCAUAAAGACAGGAAAAUCCAAGUGACAUAUAUACACUUGCGAAACAUCCAAGUGUCCAUCAUAGGAGCAGUGUGUGAUAUUGGAGCUAACUUGGCGUUACUAUUAAAACGAAAUAAUAAAAUUUCAAGAUUGCAUUUGUAUGAUAAUUAUGAAAAAGUAAACGCAAUUGGCUUAGAAUUAAGUCAUCUACCUGGUGGACCUCAUAUAUCAUCAUUUGUUGGAGAAUGCAUGCUGUCUUCUUCGAUACGGUACUCCGAUCUCGUCGUUAUGGUUGACAGAAUAGCUAGAAAACCAGGGAACGUACGAGAGCAAAUGAUUCCUUCUAAUACUCCAUUAGUCUAUAAGCUAUGUAAAGUUAUGUGUGAGCAGAAUUCAAACGCAAUACUAGCUAUUUCAACUAGCCCCAUCAAUUCAAUAGUCCCUUUCGCUAGCGCGUUGUUGUAUAAAUAUGGUUCGUAUAACCCCUUUAAAGUAUUCGGGAUUACACACCUAGACGUUGCAAGGGUAAGAACACUCACUGCGAGUGCAUUACAGGUGAAUCCUACUAAAAUAUACGUUCCAGUAAUAGGCGGACACUCCGAUGAGACCAUUGUGCCUUUGUUUUCAAAUAUAUCACCAAAUUGCUAUACAUUAGACGAACCUAAAACUGAUAUGUUGACAAAACUUUUAAGAAAAUCAGGAACAGAAGUUGUCAAUAAGAAACUGGGAAUCGGUUCUGCAACUCUGGCAAUGGCUUGGUCAGUGAAUGAAUUUGUUGAUUGUAUCUUGGACGCGAUACGCGGCGCCGAAGUGAUGGUGAAUGCUUAUACUGCUAAUCCUCAUUUUGGAACGAAAUAUUUUUCGGGGCCAACUCUUGUGGGUUCAAAUGGAAUUAUACAACCAUGUUUCGAUUUUUCAAUGAGUGAUUAUGAGCAUACUCUUUUAAAUACUGCACUUCCCAUUAUAAAUAGAGACGUUAUCAAAGGUGAACAACAUGUUCAAAUAUUCGAAAGUAUUUCAAAGAAAAUAUAA